AUGCUAUCAAACAACGUCGGUGACGAAUGCCGCACGAACGCUCGGGUGUGUGUGGAACAAAUGGCCUUGAAAAAGUUGCUCGAAACAAAAUUCGAAUGGAUGGACAGAACGCAUGACGGAUUCCUCAGUCGCAAAGAUGUGGAAGAAAUGGUAGUUUUGCAUGGACUACCCAGUCAAACAGUCAAGGAAUUUUUCGAAUUCUGUGAUACUAACGGGGAUGGCAAGGUGUCCAGAGAAGAAUUCAAUGAGGCACGCAAGCGACGAUUAUCACGAAAACUUAGCGGAGCAGAAAUUGGCCACUUGUUCGCGAAAUUUAGUCCGGACAAUCAAGGUCGACUGAAUUACGAUCAAUUCAAAAAGUACAUCAAGGAACAGAAUCGAGGUAUGAAAGAUGCAGAGAUACGGAAAAUGUUCAAACUGUACGACAAAGAUCGAAACAGUUAUUUGGACAUAACGGAAUUUCGCGAGCUCGUUGAGGAAAUGGCCUGA
Messenger RNA from Echinostoma caproni, 489 nucleotides. NCBI's taxonomy places the organism in Eukaryota, Metazoa, Platyhelminthes, Trematoda, Plagiorchiida, Echinostomatidae. The record is from the annotation of a GenBank genome assembly.